Messenger RNA from Rotaria sordida, 1364 nucleotides. The record is from the annotation of a GenBank genome assembly. Lineage: Eukaryota; Metazoa; Rotifera; Eurotatoria; Philodinida; Philodinidae.
GGAACGGCAACAAUUAACGCCUACUUGAUUUAUAAGGAAAAUUAUGAUACAAGUCAUGUGACCAUGCUACAGUUUUGUGAAUCUUGUACGAUCGUUACAUCUUAGUACGUCAUUUGAGAUGCUGAAACUUGGUAUGAAGCAACAAUCAACAAGUAAUUCGAAGUGUAAACUAGUUGAUCAUAAGCUUGCAGAAAAAGAAGAAUUUGCGCCUAAUGUUCGCAGACACUGUAGACUGCUUUGAGAAAGGAAAGGAAAGGGACUACAAUCAAGAGAAAAGAGCUAUGUGGCAGCAAAGAGAAUAAAAAUCUUUUGUUCUGACUGUAAUUAAUUGUUUUAUCUUGAUUGUUUUAAUAAAAAAUAUCAUGCUAUGGAAUAAAAGAAUCAAAAAACAUAUCCAGGGUUGAGCAGAAUUCACAUUGUGUUUAACCUCUUGCCUAAGAAAAAAGCAAAAGAAAGUGCUUUUCUAUAUAGUUUCUCGUUAAACUAUAGCGUCGCCCACCGGUGGGCAACAUCGCCUCGAAAGGGUUAAUGCCAGAGCUAACACUGACGUCAUCUCGGAGCUGGUGUAGAUUUUCUGAAUGAUUUCCACCUUUGUUCAAACAUUUCGGCUAUGACUUUAUUGACUAGUAAAAUGGUGUUAGUUCAGCUGCUACAGAUAGUCUUGUCACAAGCAAGUGUCUAAAAACAGGAUGAUUAAUCUGGCUGCCAGAUUCUACAGGAAAAACGUUUAGAAUCCGGCUGUUAAAAUAUUCUGGAAAUUCGAUAGGGGCCUAAUAAAAGAGUUCUUCGAUCGAAAUUCUCAUAAAUUCCAAUGGGAUCCAAUCGGAGCGAUCUAGAUUCGAUGGAAUAAGUGUUCUCUGAGCCUAGGAGAUCCACAUACAAGAUGUCUAUAUACUAUUAGCAUGAUCGAACUCGUUCUCAAAACUAUUUGUAAAUUAUUUGGUAACUUCUAGAUUAUUAUAUCAUUUUGAGCGAUUACGUUGUCUACAAGGAUGCAACAUUUGAAUUCUCAUGUAAAAAAAAAGUUAAUGGAGUUUCUUGUCAAAUCUUGUUAUAUGGGUCGUCUCGAGAUUUCAAUUUGAACUAAGACUAUCUAAAACUGAACUGAGUUCUAUUCUGUCCUACCACAUAUAUAUUGAAUAAUUUUUGUUGAUAUUUAGCCAUUAAAUAUAACUGUUAUCUAGGUUAUCAAAUUGUUAUUGAUACACGAGAUUGUCUUAUUGAUGUACUUGAAAAUCAUUAUUAAAAAAUUACAACAAUGUGCUUAUGUUCUUAUGGAUGAAGCUGAUGUUAAACGUAUUCUUGAAUAUUUACCAGUUACAAAUCAACAACCAGAUAAUGAAGUUGUAGAAGAUACAAGAUAA